GAUCAACUGUAUCAGGCAUUAAUCAUCUCCAAUAUUUCUUCCGAAUGAGUUAGUCAUUCCUCCCAAUCUUGAGCUUCAUUAGCCAAGUGAACCGCACAGUUUAGAUUUCCUUACCAGUAACCUUUCAAUUUUGUGUCUGUCCUGUCCACUCCUGUCAUUCUAUGUAACAGCUGUGUAAGCAUGUUUUCUUGUCCAUGUUAGUGAAUUCUCAUCACAAAUGGCUCUUUAUAAUGCGCAGAUCUUUAUUACUCCAUUUAUAUACAUUCUGGUCUGUUGGCUGCUUCUAGGCUGCAUCACUCUGAGUUUUUGUCAUGAAACUGAUAUUCUUUGCUUAAAAUCUAUUAAAGAAUCCAUCAAAGACCCUUUGAAUUCCUUUAGUGGCUCCUGGAUCUUUGACAACAUAACAGAAGGGUUCAUCUGCAGAUUUAAUGGGGUGGAGUGCUGGCAGUUGGAUGAGAAUGUGGUCCUUAAUAUCAGACUUUCAAACAUGAGCCUUCAGGGCGAGUUUCCUCGCGGAAUUGACAAGUGCACAAGCUUAACAGGUUUAGACCUUUCAGGGAAUGAGUUCUAUGGAUCAAUUCCAUCUGAUAUUGAUAAAAUGCUACCCUAUGGCACAUCCCUCGAUCUCUCCUCAAACAAUUUCUCUGGAGAAAUUCCAUCUAGUAUUGCUAAUAUGACGCAUCUCAACAUCGUUCUACUCAACAACAACCGGCUAGAAGGUCAAAUCCCGCCUCAAAUUACCUCGCUUUCCCGACUCAAAUCCUUCAGUGUAGCUAACAAUCUGUUGUCAGGGCCUUUGCCUAACUUUGUCGUCGAUGUAACGUUUUCCUAUGAAAACAACAAAGGCCUCUGUGGGGAACCUCUGAGUCGUUGCAGACGAUCACUCAUGUCAUUCAAGAGUGGAUUUGUCAUUGGUUACUCAGUUUCUGUAGUUUCCUUUAUAGUAGUUUUUGUUUCCUAUUUUAUGCCUUGGUUGGAUGUGAAGAAGGGAAAUCGGAAGAUAACAAUCAAAGAGAUGAUCCUAUUGAUGAUGAGGAAGGAAAAAAGGAGAAGAAAAGCUACUCUGGAGAUGAAAUCAGCAACUUCUUCUGAGUCGAGCAAUGAGAUUUCUAAGUGGGAGAAAUUCGUUCCCAGGAUGAGUUUUAUUGAGCUGAGCAAUGCAACUGACAAUUUUAGCCAAAACAGUAUAAUCGGGGUUGGAAAACAGGGUACAGUGUACAAAGCGACCCUCCCAAAUGGUUGGUUUAUUGCGCUCAAGAGAUUUCAUGACCCUCAACGCUACGAUGAAGAUUUUAAAUCUGAGCUGCAGAUGCUUGGUCAAUUGAGACAUAACAACUUGGUUCCACUGUUGGGAUUCUCUGUAGAAUCAAACGAAAGACUUUUGGUGUACAAGUAUAUGUCAAAUGGAAAUCUUUACGAUUGGCUACAUUCGGGAGAAGGUGAGGCAAAGAGUGCUCUGGAGUGGCCUUUAAGGUUUAAAAUUGCAAUUGGAUUAGCAAGAGGCUUGGCUUGGCUCCACCACAACAACAGCAGUGUCCAUCUAGUCAAUCUCCAACUAAACUCCAAGUCUGUUCUACUUGAUCAUAAUUUUGAGCCGAAGAUAUCGAAUUUCAGAAGUGCAGUGGAGAUGCAAACGAGCGAACCCGAUUCAACCUCAAGUUCUAUGCUGAUCUGGGAACUGGAUUUUAUGAAGUGCGAUGUCCAUGGCUUUGGAAUUAUGAUUCUUGAGCUGAUUACAGGCAAAGAUGGGAUAUCUGUUGGGACUAAAUAUGAUGACUGUGAUAAUCAACUGUCAAGUAACUCUUUCGAUGCCUGUGAUGCCAUUGAUAGGUCUCUGAUUGGUAAGGGAUUUGAUGCAGAGAUUUCUCAGUCUAUGAAAGUUGCGUAUGACUGCGUUCAGCCCGUCCUACAUCAAAAGCCAACAAUGCUUGAAGUUUAUAACAAGUUGAUGGCUGUCCGGGAGGAACAUGGCCCGACAUAUGAUUCUGAGAUCACUGCCGCUAAUGUUGAAUUGGAAAGAGUCUAGGUCUGAAUCACAUUGGCAUAAUGUAUUGUGACAUACUGUUCUUUUUGAGAAAUGAUAUUGCAUUCUCCAGUUUCAUGCGUAUUUUCCUUGUAAAAUUCGGUCUGAGGAACCAUGUAACUAAAAUCAUGUGAAAGGAUUGAAGAAAAAUGGAUCAUCAACUCAGGUUCUUCCUUGAAAAAUAAAAAAGUACUACUCAUC
This is a messenger RNA of Tripterygium wilfordii, 2224 nucleotides long. RefSeq names its product probably inactive leucine-rich repeat receptor-like protein kinase At5g48380. Gene Ontology annotation, biological process: protein phosphorylation. The coding region runs from base 218 to 2026 and encodes 602 amino acids. The transcript is spliced from 2 exons. NCBI's taxonomy places the organism in Eukaryota, Viridiplantae, Streptophyta, Magnoliopsida, Celastrales, Celastraceae. The record is from RefSeq and is a predicted model, not a curated record. Gene Ontology annotation, molecular function: ATP binding; protein kinase activity; protein binding.